AUGAAAGCCUUCGAACAUGGACCAGUCAAACACAAUCUGCAAAUUCUUGGAGAGAAAAAGGCUGUUCAAUUUGGCCUCAUCCUGGAUCAUAAAAAUGCAGAAUCUGUGCGCAGUUGUUUCGUUUCUAUUUCCGUAUACACGGUUUGUACAUUGAUAGAAUAA
Molecule: messenger RNA, 162 nt
Organism: Sphenostylis stenocarpa
Lineage: Eukaryota; Viridiplantae; Streptophyta; Magnoliopsida; Fabales; Fabaceae
Source: the annotation of a GenBank genome assembly